Lobosporangium transversale is the source of this 783-nucleotide messenger RNA. RefSeq lists its product as hypothetical. The coding region runs from base 1 to 783 and encodes 260 amino acids. NCBI's taxonomy places the organism in Eukaryota, Fungi, Mortierellomycota, Mortierellomycetes, Mortierellales, Mortierellaceae. The record is from RefSeq and is a predicted model, not a curated record. The transcript is spliced from 4 exons.
AUGGCGUAUUCGACUCAUGCGGCAGUCCAGGCACAUCAAGCUGUGGUGGAAGGAUUCGGUGAGGCCCUGGAUCCCUCCAACUCAGUACUGUUAUUUGAUGGCGGCCAAGCUCUAGUGAAAGAGCAAACUCAUACAGAACGGGACCGAUCACGCUCGGUAUCAUUGAAAAAAGCGAAGGAUUAUAUACGAACAUUCCAAGGCCGGUGCGACCAAGACUAUAGUAUUCAGAAAAAGUAUCAUUUGGAUACCAAGAGACAUCCUAACCGAGGGUUCGAGUGGAGAAACCGACAGAAGGGAGCAGUGGCAGCUAAUCUUGAGGCCAAAGGCCGGAGCGUUGAUAUUUGUUCCUUGGAAGCGGAUCUUGAGAUGGCAGGGGAGUAUAUGAAAGGCGAUGUGUGCCUUACUAGGGACCGCGGUGCUUUGGAGUACGAAGGUAUCCAAACGAUCUGGUGGAUGAUCCCGAGACCGAGUGUUCAUCGAGCUCAAGCAAACACCAGCUCCUCUUACGGGCUAUCACUCGGCCCAGCAGUCCAUUUUGAUUAUGUAUUACUCAGCUCCUGGUACCAAGGACUGUGCAGGCAACAGCAUAGAACGACACAGUUGCGGCAGGCGCACGAGGUCGAGAUUGGCAGGCACGAAGUCUGCUUUGCUAAACGGUUCAAGUAUAACCGUUACCGGACCGUGACUGGGCCGGCCGACCAACAUAACAAUCAGGCGACGGCGACGCCAAAGUCAAGAUUAGACAUUGGAUAUCGACAGCAGAGACUCAACUUUAUGAUCUAA